This is a messenger RNA of Bursaphelenchus okinawaensis, 4169 nucleotides long. The record is from the annotation of a GenBank genome assembly. Lineage: Eukaryota; Metazoa; Nematoda; Chromadorea; Rhabditida; Aphelenchoididae.
AUGACCGGUCGAUUAUUGAGUAAAACCUUUCUUACGGUAAGAUAUUCUUGAUAGUAACAGUAAACUAUAGGUGUUAUGAUACUUCUGUAGUCAUUUUUACAUUAAAUUGUUUGUGUUAUUGUAGUACAUUAUAUUACCGUGCUUUUUCGUGUUUUCUAACGUACAGGGUGUUUCACCAUAUUUUGUUUGUAGAAACGAGUUAUAUCUUUGCAACUACAUGUGCUAUAAUUCUAAAUUUUGGUACACUGGUAGUAGAGACUAGUACAAUUUUUUGUCAAAAAUUUUGGAUUUUUUAAGUGCUUUUUAAGGUCGUCAUUAAUUUUUGAAAAUGAGCAUUUUUCGCCAAAAUACACAUAUUUUCGGUUGAAAAUGCUUUUUUACUCGAAAUUUUUCUAAGUUUUCAAUUCUUUUGAUACAAACCGCAUUUUCAAUGUUUUCAAAGACUUGGCGGAGACUCGGCGGACGCCUAAAUUUAUCGGCGGAGGCUAUAACUUGCUUCAAACAUAACGUAGCGGCGUGAAACAAAAAGCAUUAGUUUUAAAAUUAUCAGGCCCAUCUUCACUGACGCUAAACUUGUUUGAAAAUAACUCUAAAUUAAAAAUUCACAAAAAAGUUAAAUCAAAAGAUAUUAACGUUCAGAAAUAGACGCAGUUUUAAAAAAUUUUACUUAUGUUCAAAAGUUAUGAUAAACUCAUUUUCUUCAAAAGUUAAACCGCAAAUAUAUCACAUGUUGUAUCUUGUUAUUUUUUUUUGUUAUUAAGUAAACUAAAAGAUGAAAUACGUUAAAAUUUUAAAAAUUAUUUGUGCAAUUUACAAAUUAAAUUUAAAAACAUGGUUUCUUUAUUAAUUUUCUUAGGUUUUUUUAAUUUUUGUGUUUUAAAAAUUGAAGCCAAGCUCAGUAUCAGUGGAGAUUGCCCUGAUAAUUUUAAAACUAAUGCUUUUUGUUUCACGCCGCUACGUUAUGUUUGAAGCAAGUUAUAGCCUCUGCCGAUAAAUUUAGGCGUCCGCCGAGUCUCCGCCGACGUUUGAAAAUCAAAAACUUUGCUAAAAAUGUCAUUUUCAAUCAAAAAAUUGUCAAAAACUAUCAGUCGUUCCACUAAAGAAUUUGACAACUGCACAGUGCAGUCCCUGGGAAAAUCGCGCCCUUUUUUAUUCCCCUGCACCGUGCAGAUUCUCCCGCGAUCGCUUGCAAUCCCAAACGAUGGGAGAAAGAAUGCACAGUGCAAGCCCCUAAUUGUCGCACUGGUCAGUUGUCGCAGGAGUCAGGGGACUUGCGACAAUCAAAAAAAUCUUGUCGCAAACCUUCCAUUGAACACAGUGGUGGCUUGAGCGUUGCGACAAUCGCGACACGCUGUCGCAUCGCCCUUUAAACCGCGAUGCGACAACUUGUCGCAAGGUUUUGCACCUUGCGACAUUGCGAUUCCCCUUUUGAUGUCGCAGGGUGCAAGCGAAAGUCGCACGACUCGCUGAAUGUCGCGCGACGUCCCCUGAUUCUCGGUGCGACAGCGAUUCCUCCAAAUUGGGGUUUGCGAUUUUGUCAAAUUCUUUGGUGGAAAGACUGAUAUCAUGCCGUCCGCCGAGUCUCCGCCAAGUCUUUGAAAACAUUGAAAAUGCGGUUUGUAUCAAAAGAAUUGAAAACAGAAAAAUUUCGAGUAAAAAAAGCAUUUUCAACCGAAAAUAUGUGUAUUUUGGCGAAAAAUGCUCAUUUUCAAAAAUUAAUGACGACCUUAAAAAGCACUUAAAAAAUCCAAAAUUUUUGACAAAAAAUUGUACUAGUCUCUACUACCAGUGUACCAAAAUUUAGAAUUAUAGCACAUGUAGUUGCAAAGAUAUAACUCGUUUCUACAAACAAAAUAUGGUGAAACACCCUGUAUAUUACACUGAAACCUCUACUGGGAGUGUUAAUGAGUUAAAACUUUUAGAAUGUGUUUCUUCAAGCCCGUCGAUUGUCUGGUCUGUUCGACAACUUCAAGAAGAUUCUAGUUCACGAGCAAUUCGGGGUCAAUGAGAACCGUGAAGUCACGAUCGUCGAGUUCAGAGACCGUAUCUUGGACGUGGUAAUCAACGAGAUCGUGCCGUCUAUCAAGACUAACGUGCAGCCAGUGACUACUGAACGGAACAUGGACGAAAGCUACUGUCGCCUUCAGAUUCCCGUGAAUGGUCGGGGGUACCAGUUGAGGUAUCUUAGUGCCAACAGAGCUGGUAUCAGGCUGGGGAGACUGUUGGAGGUACGGUAAUUGGAAAUUAUAAAUUUCAAAAGUCCAUGUUAUUCUUAGUGUUAUAUUGUUAAAUGCUUGAUUUUUUACUAUAGGAAUUAAUGUUUAGGACCUUGACAUGUUCUCCGUGUGGUUGUCGUAUCUUCAUUGCCAAGGUCGAGAGAACUGGGGGAAACCUACAGUAAACCCGUGUAUCUUUGUAACUGCAUGUUGUGAUCAGAUCAACUUAGCUACGUAUGUCUAUUACCCAAUACAAUAUUUAUAUUAUGUUGUGUUAGUAAAUUACUAACUAGUACUCUAGCCAGGGACGUCGUUUGAGGGAGGGGGUAGGGGGGGGGGUAACCUGUACGUGUAAAAAAAGAAAAGAAAAAUUUUUGUAAAAUCGGUCCACAGAUAGCUUACCUGUGGACGAAAAAAUUUUUUUUUGGCCUUUCCUCCCCCCCCUCUUUAGAGAAAAUCCGCAGCGACGUCCCUGACUCUAGCACUAUACUUGGUUGUGUUUACUUAAUAAGGGGUACUUGUAGCAGGCUUUAUUGGUCGCUUUAGUACUGUAAUAUUAUUCUUUCAGCCAAGACAUUAACCCAAAGUCUGAUCUUCACCUCGAAGGUCAUGUCAGCUGGGCUGGUGGUGCUUCAGUGGAGACUACGAUGAGGAUCGUACAAGACGAGAAACAACUUCUGGAUGCCAAGUUCAUCAUGGUGAACCUGUCGCCUCAGAACAUGAAGGAGAAGGUGAAUGUGCCUCAGUUAAUCCACGAAAGUCCGGUCGAAAAUGAAUUAUUCAAAUUGGGACAGAAGAACAAUGCUCGUCGCAAAAGCCAAGUAACUAUGUCAUCUUUUGUAUUUGUUAUUGUCUGUGACUGGAUUCUAAUUGGGGUUGGCUAGACUAGAGACUAUUUUUAGUAUUGUAUAUGUACAUAUGCUGAUAUCUUGUAGUAAUCAUCAACUCUACAGUAUAUUGUUGUAGAAAGACGAAUCCUUCCUCAAGAGACCUCCAACUCCAGAUCAAGUCCAGCAACUGCACCAACUUCAUCUCCGUCGCGUCAAAGACAUGUCAUAUGUUCCGAGCGAUGGCGGUACGAAAGAUACGACUUACAUUGGAGAAACUGCACGUAUGACUACGGUAAACUGUUUCCCAGAAGAUCAGAACUUCUACGGUAAGAUGUUUGGCGGCUUCUUGAUGCGUCAAGCCUACGAGCUGGCUGCUAUUAACUCAAAACUGUUUGCUCGAACUCGUACUGAGUGUAUCGCCAUGGAUGACAUUGUAUUCGCUGAACCAGUAGAGAUCGGCGACAUUCUGGAGUUGUGGACCCGGAUUACUUGUACUCAAGAUCAGUUUAUGCAGGUAUGUCACAUAAUCAUAUGUAAAUUAGUCUUUUUCUUCAUUUUUUUGUUAUUUUUUAGUAUAAAAAGCUAUUGUUAUGUAAUCACAGUAUGGGGAUACGAGUAAUACUUUGUGCUAUUGAAAUGAGUACGUCUGAGCACUUAUUUAUUCUAACGCCCGCUGAAUUUUGAUAUCAACUUUGCCUUACGAACGCGUUUUCUGUGGAAUUUUAGAUUAAAGUAGGAUAACAAAGAAGCAUGCUAUAAGUAGUAAAAGUCUUAAACAAAAUAUUUAAAAUAGGUUCAGAAAUGGCUUUUGUACUAUUUUAUGUAGAGUAAUAUAGCAUAUAAAAUUUUAAAUUCAAAAAAGUCUAAUUGUAUUGGACUAGUAAUAGUAGUGUAGUAAGAAAAUUAAGUAUGUCACUUUCAGACCCGUGUAUUCGCUCGCAAAGUAAUAAUCGACGAUGACAAAUCAAUCCGUUAUCAGACCUCGAACACCUUCCACUUCUCGUUCAUGACCUUGGACGGGUCUAAGGUCAGAACGGUACUACCAAAGGACUACUUUGACGGACUACUGUACCACAUUGGGAAGAAACACUUACUGGAAUGCCGACGUCGUACUGGGCUUUAA